This is a messenger RNA of Colletotrichum phormii, 2323 nucleotides long. RefSeq names its product heterokaryon incompatibility protein. The transcript is spliced from 2 exons. The record is from RefSeq and is a predicted model, not a curated record. Lineage: Eukaryota; Fungi; Ascomycota; Sordariomycetes; Glomerellales; Glomerellaceae. The coding region runs from base 176 to 2323 and encodes 715 amino acids.
AGCGCUUAUUUCGGUUUCAGAGAUUGCGCUUUGCAUAGUUAUGCAGAUGGUUCGAAAAGAGUGCAGGCUUGGCGGUGUGACGGGCUAGGUUGAUUUCCAGACCUCGAUUUUCCCUGCCAUCUUUUGGCUUGACCUUUUUCAAGAAACAUCAAUACGAAUCAACUACUAGGACAAGAUGGCUGUAGACAUUGUAUCAAUCUGUUUAGAACAGGCUCUGAAGCCCACCUCGAAGGAUAGCACGAAACCAAGAUCCUUUGAUUUCUUUGACGUCCUUGGAACGACGGGGUGCUUGCAACAGUGCGCCAUUUUCAACUCUUGGAGCACACUGUCCCGAUCGGACACCGAGAAGUUGAGAGCAGAAAAUGACAACUUCCAUUUUGGAGGAGUCACUCCCUCUACGACAUUUCAAUGGGUUGCAAGAUUCAAUGGCACUCUAGAAAUGAACGCUCCAGACGGCAAAGUGUACUUUGUCAGACUGUUCAACAUGGCGGGGUCCACUAAUGUCUUCCGACGGAUACAAACUACCAACGGCGUGGCUGGGGAUACCUCUUCUGAUAUAAGCUUCCAGAGGAUCCGAACUUGGAUCAAUGACUGCGAGCUGCAUGAAAAAUGCGGCAGAGGUAGAGAGAUGAAUUUGCCUACCCGACUCAUCGAUGUCGUUCAGCCCGGAGACAGGCUUGGAGUCCGUCUAGUGGAUACAUCUGGACAAACAGGUACUUACAUGUGUCUGAGCCACUGCUGGGGAAAGAUCAAGAUCAAAUCCAAAACGGAAACCCACAACCUGAAAAGGCGACUCAAGUUGAUACCUUGGUCUUUACUUCCACCUAGCUUCCAACAAGCAAUUGAGAUUACGAGGAAGCUCAAGAUUCGCUAUCUCUGGAUUGACUCACUCUGCAUCAUACAAGAUGACAAGAAAGAUUGGGAGAAAGAGGCAGCUCGGAUGGUCGACGUUUACCGCAACUCAUACGCGACUAUUGCCGUCAGCUGGUCUCAUGACUCUCAGGGAGGCUGCUACUCUCAGACAAUCCCAAGUCAAUUCUAUAACAUCACGACCGAGCUUGGUGACGAAUUCAGAGUCGCCUUGAUAACAGGUGAAAAGCGGGACGAGAUGCCAGACUACGCUAGGUUACAAGAGUAUUUCCCCCUCUUCAAAAGGGCCUGGUGUCUCCAGGAACGCCUCCUUUCGCGGCGGAUUAUUCAUUGCAAUUAUGGAGAAAUGGCAUUUGACUGUGCUAGCGGGUACUCUUGCGAGUGCGGUGGAGAGCAACAUCACAAUUGGCACAACUUGAUACGGACCUCUAAUACUUAUGUACCGUUGCGGUCCAGGUCGAAGUACCUAGCAUUGCUGAACAACCCAUUGACGACAUCAACUACCGCCAUUACCACAAAGGAUGGGAAAAUCGAUCCUUAUGAGAGAUGGCACCGAGUUAUCGGCGAGUACACCUGUCUCAACCUUACGUUCACAGGGGAUAUGCUCCCAGCGCUAUCAGGUCUUGCGCACGAGACUGCUGAAGUGACAGGGGACACAUACUUGGCUGGUAUGUGGAAGAAGAAUCUCGAACAAGACCUCUUGUGGCGCGUUGUUACCGUAGCAGAUUGGAAGAAGCAACGCCCGAAGAUACUGAAGCGUGGAUGGGUAGCCCCGACUUGGUCUUGGGCUUCCACAGGAAGUGGCUGCAAAGUAGACUAUCCAACAUUCCAAAAUGCAGAGCUAUUAGAGUACAAGACUCCCGGAAUCAUGGAUACAGCUCAAAUAAGCUGUUCACUAGCUGGAGCUGAUCCCUAUGGCACGGUGUCUUUUGGACACCUCACAGCGGUGAUUAGGCGUUUAUCCGUCAUGAUACAAAGACCAUGCUCGCACUGGGAUCGCAAGAGGCGCUGGACAAAUUGGAUCUACGGCAGGUAUUUAAUUUACGCCCGGGAAGACAAGCGUGAGUUUCGGGAAGAGUGUGCGCCAGUGACGGGCGAAGCACCACUGGAGUUUGGGUCCGCCGAAUCGGAGGUAUGGGUUGACCCUUCGCUCGAACGGAUGGACCGCUGUUUUCUGCGCAACAGUCGGCCUGAGAACUUUCCGGAACUGUGUAAGCAUUGCGCUUUUCUGCCAGCUGAGUUGAUCUAUAUCAAAGGAUAUGGAUUGGGGAGCAGAAAUGCGCGAACAAAAGGCACGCGGGAUUCAUUUCUGAUCGUUGCCAAAGAUGCGACGAGUUCCUAUGUAAGAGUAGGGCUACUGGAGGUCAUUUGCGACGAUUGGAACGAGAGGCAGAUUUGGUAUCAAAACGUAUGGGAAGCUGCAAUGCCUGAGACCUCUAUCACGAUCUAUUGA